UGAGCGUUCAUUGAUAUUAAACACAUAGUAAUCACGGACUGUGACGAGUGGACAAUGGAUAUGGCUACCAGUUCGCUUAUACAGGAGGAUGAAACGAGGCUGGAAACAGAGGAAAGUGAUUUAGAACUUCGGCGACCUUUUAACAGAGACAUGGAAGACAGUGAAGACGAAUCUCCAGCUGAGGAGGAAAAAUUAAAUAGCAAUACGGAAAGUAUAAUGAACUUUCUCAGAAGCAAUAUAGGACCCGGCUUACUUGGAAUGCCGUACGCAAUAUCUAACGCAGGGAUACUGGUUGGGACGGUCACUGUAAUGGUUCUUGGUAUUAUAUGUACCCACUGUAUGCACCUUCUGGCAGGAGCGGCACAGGAUAUAUGUCAGAGGUCGCGAGGUAUUUCGGAGGUGAAUUACGCUGAAGCUGUGGAGAUGUCAUUUCAAGAUGGACCCGAGCCUCUCAGGCGGUUUUCCAAGGCAUCAAAGUAG
Messenger RNA from Lingula anatina, 480 nucleotides. Its product is annotated as neutral amino acid uniporter 4-like. Lineage: Eukaryota; Metazoa; Brachiopoda; Lingulata; Lingulida; Lingulidae. Gene Ontology annotation, molecular function: L-amino acid transmembrane transporter activity. Gene Ontology annotation, biological process: amino acid transmembrane transport. Gene Ontology annotation, cellular component: vacuolar membrane. The record is from RefSeq and is a predicted model, not a curated record.